Molecule: messenger RNA, 1664 nt
Organism: Cladophialophora immunda
Lineage: Eukaryota; Fungi; Ascomycota; Eurotiomycetes; Chaetothyriales; Herpotrichiellaceae
Exons: 2
Coding region: 292-1605 (437 amino acids)
Molecular function (GO): hydrolase activity, acting on carbon-nitrogen (but not peptide) bonds
Source: RefSeq, a predicted model, not a curated record
GUUUGUGUACAUAGGCAUUCUCCUCUUGCUUGCUCAACCCGGCGUUUACGAGGCUGAAGGUUCAAACCUACGUGUCGGACCCUUACUGUUGAGAAGAGCAGGAGCACCUUGUCAAGUAGCAUAUCGCCGUUUCUCUGCAAGACUUUAGCGGACAAAAGCCUAUCCCUACAGCUUUCCGUCAUCUCCAAUCUUUGAUCCCUCGAACUCUCGCUCCCUCGACUUAGACUCUCAAAAAAGCAUUGCUCGUUAUAUCUCAAGAUCAACAAGACAUACCCGUUCUAUAUUAUCAACAUGAGUCCGACAGUUAUUCAUUCGGUCGUGUUGUUCGACGGCCACCAAACUCACUCGAACGCGACCGUCGUUUUCGAUUCAGAUAGCGGCAAGAUCACAUCUGUCUCGACUGGUUCCGGUAGCGGCCAACACCCCCCAGGGGCAACCAUCAUCAAUGGGACAGGCCACAGUCUUGUCCCAGGACUGAUUGAGUCCCACAUGCAUUGCCACGGCCUGCAUCUACCUCCAGGGUCAGACGAGUCGUCAAUCUUGAGAUCUCCCUUGAAAUGCGGCGUCACCACCGUAUGUGACAUGCACUCUGACCUGGCAUCUGUACAAAAAUGGCGCACAGCAAUUGCCGAGGAAAUUGCACAGGCCAAGCAAGCUGGCGGGACAGUCACUUUAUCAGACCUAAAGAGCUCGCUCUAUGGGGCCACUAUUGAGGGAGGUUGGCCAAAACCGAUCGUCCUGUCCGGUCAUCCUACGGAGGAGGUGAUUGAAAUGGUCAAGCAGUGGCCCAGUCUGACCCCAGAGACUGCGGCAGAUUAUGUCAAGAAUCACAAGGCGAACGGAGCAAACUAUAUCAAGCUGAUGCAGGAGAAUUGCUGUUCCCUCGCUAUCCCCACGAAUUCGAUACCGGUUGCCACCCUCGAGCUUCAAACUGCAGUUGUCAAGGCAGCCCAUGAGAACGGCCUUCCAUGUGUUGGACAUGCAUUGAGCGCUGACAUGACCGAGAUUGUCCUCAAAGCCGGGGCCGACGGCCUCACCCAUACUUUCGUGGAUCAACCGCUACCCGACAACAUCCUCGAACUGUAUAAAAAGACUGGCGCCUUUGUCAUUCCCACAUUGACUGUGUUGGCUAGCUUGACGGCCGAGCUACAGGAUUGGAGGGAGAGGUUUGCUGAUCUUGCACACAAAAAGGGAGUCAUUGACGAGGGGACCAAGCAGAAUAUGAUCGAAUUGCUUGGGAUGAAGGACCCGGCCGCCAAACUGGAAUAUGCACUUGACACAGUGGCAAAGUUGAAGAAGGAAGGCAUCGAUGUCGUUGCUGGGACAGAUGCCGUCGCGGGCCUCAAGGGCACUGGAAUCGGCCCCAGCCUCUGGAUGGAGCUGGAGUUAUACACUGAGAAGUGCGGCUUCACCAUCGCGGAAGCCUUGAACUCUGCAACCGCGGUGGCCGCGAAGAGGUUUGGUUUUACCGAUCGUGGAGAGGUAGCAGAGGGCAAACGAGCCGAUCUCGUCCUUGUGAAAGGAAAUGUCACCGAGAGGCUGCAGAAUCUCUGGGAAGGUGAGGGCAUUGUCGGAGUGUGGAAGGAGGGUCUGAAGGCCGCCUAGAUUUGGCUCCCGACAUACGAACAAGCAAGUAAAAUACCUCCCGAAAUGCUCAAUUUCAU